AUGUCAAAAACUUUAAUCAUGCGUGGCUAUCAAAUGAGAAACUUGAUAAAAAGUUCUCGACUCAUUUCCCCUGGGAUAUACAAUUUGCAGACUGCUAUCAAGAGAUAUGGUAGCGUCUCAGGCACCCCACCAGUCUCUUUCACCUCGGCCUCUGUCUUCGAUGCAGCUGUUCAGGCGAAAAAUCCUCGUUAUAAUUGGACCAAGGAUGAAAUUAGCACUAUUUAUAAUGUGCCUCUUAUGAAGCUAGCUUUUGCAGCUGGAUCGGUCCACAGAAGAUUCCACAAGCCAGAUGCAAUUCAAAUGUGCACAUUGAUGAAUAUUAAAACUGGUGGAUGUAGUGAGGAUUGUUCAUAUUGUGCUCAAUCCUCUCGGUACGAUACUGGUUUGAAAGCUUCAAAAAUGGUCACAGUAGACUCUGUUCUCGAAGCGGCACGAGUGGCAAAAAGUAAUGGCAGCACAAGAUUUUGUAUGGGAGCUGCCUGGAGAGACAUGCGAGGGCGAAAGUCAGGCCUAAAAAAUAUCAAGGAAAUGGUCUCUGGUGUUCGAGGGAUGGGUAUGGAGUGCUGCGUCACACUCGGAAUGAUUGAUCUUGAGCAGGCCAAAGAGUUAAAAGAGGCAGGUCUUACAGCAUAUAAUCACAACGUUGACACAUCGAGGGAGCAUUAUCCUUCAGUAAUCACAACUCGAACGUAUGACGAACGGUUACAGACCAUCGCAAACGUUAGAAAUGCUGGCUUAAGUGUUUGUACUGGAGGUAUUUUGGGACUCGGCGAGAAAGCAAAAGACCAUGUAGGACUCAUUCACACUGUCGCAACAAUGCCAGCUCAUCCCGAAAGUUUCCCCGUCAAUACACUAGUACCAAUCAGAGGAACUCCUCUAGGUGAGACACCUAAAAUAUCAUUCGAUGCUACACUUCGCACAAUUUCGACAGCUCGCCUAGUGAUGCCACGCACCAUCAUUCGUCUCGCUGCAGGUCGGACUACAUUAUCGGAAGAGCAGCAGGUACUGUGCUUUAUGGCAGGGGCAAACGCGGUGUUUACUGGGGAAAAGAUGCUGACGACUCCUUGCAAUGGCUGGGAUGAAGACAGCCAGAUAUUUCACAAGUGGGGGCUAAGGCCUAUGGAAAGCUUUGAGGUUGAUGCUUGGAGGGAGGAAUUCAUCGCCGAGUCACCUAAUGUCGCGAAGGACGGUAUACCGAAUGCCGUAUUGGAAUCUACACCUUAA
This is a messenger RNA of Blumeria graminis f. sp. triticale, 1224 nucleotides long. Lineage: Eukaryota; Fungi; Ascomycota; Leotiomycetes; Helotiales; Erysiphaceae. The record is from the annotation of a GenBank genome assembly.